This is a messenger RNA of Lineus longissimus, 1186 nucleotides long. RefSeq lists its product as uncharacterized. The record is from RefSeq and is a predicted model, not a curated record. NCBI's taxonomy places the organism in Eukaryota, Metazoa, Nemertea, Pilidiophora, Heteronemertea, Lineidae. The coding region runs from base 241 to 996 and encodes 251 amino acids. The transcript is spliced from 4 exons.
UUUCUGAAAGGCAUAUACCAUUUGUUUACUCUGGUAGGCAUUUCUGUGAAAAUGACAAACACCACCAGCGAAAACUAGCUUGAAUAAUUAAACCUAUUUGAAAAUAUUUUAAUCUUCCAGGUGAAAGCUGAAGUGCUUGCAUCGGUUCAGCCAACGAAAGAACUCUUGUUCUCACGCCUUAGUUUGAAGGACGUCCCUUUCAGAACCUUUGAGCCAGCUUCAGAUGGGGAUCUCGAUACAAUGUGGGAGGAAAUGAGUGCAAUCGACGCAACUCUAGAGAGGGGCCUUCUCAAACAAUCUGACAUCAAGAAGAAGGCAGAACUUCAGCGAUUUCUCUCAACCCACUGCAGAAUAAGGCACUACAUGUUUUGCAUCAAAAAAUGUGAUGAUCCAGAAUGCACAUUCCAUGGGCCACCAAGGCUACCAAAGGAUGUAUUUGAUGACCUGAAGUUUCUACCAGACCCAGUGCCUGCGGGAGAAAGGUAUGUCCCAUUUGAUACAUUGUAUGGCACGGAGACGACCGAACAACAUCGUCCAUCCUUGACACAUAAAGAAAAAACGGGACAUGGCAUGCCCUUUGAUCCUAAAAAGCAGACCGCUUUGAAUGUCGGACUCUUGAUCAUGUGUGAGGAAUGUGACAAGUGGCGCCUUCUCCACAAAAAGAAAGACCGGCUGAGGCAAAACGACCGGAUUAAGCUCGAGCAAUGUCUUGAAACGAUAAGCUACACUUGUGGCUCCAAACUGACCGAGGUCAUUCGGGAUGAUGAUGAUGACACAGCUAGUCCCCUUGACGAUAUAUAUGUCCGUGAAAAUCUGACGUGCAACUCAAAUGUUGAGUUGCCGUAUUACAGUGCAGGCUACGAUCCCAUUUGCAUUUACUGCGCAAGUGAGGAUGAACUUUUGAUUCUUUCAGGAAUGUAUCCAUAUUGUCAGAAUUGCAAAGACAAUGGAAAAAGAGGGGAGAAACGCAGGGCGACAUUCACAGCCAAGGACUAAAUUGAUUUGAACUGAUUUUCAGUUUAAAGAUGCUGUGGUAGUGAUGAUGUUAUUUCAGGGACAAAUCUGGUAUAAAUGAAUGUAGUUUCCAUGUUCAUGUAGCUGUAACUGUUACAGUAGAUAACUUUUUCAUAUCUUAUUCUCAUAUGUUGAUGUUGUUGAUGUUUGAAAUUUCCUUUAUUGACAUUCU